Messenger RNA from Lachancea mirantina, 2058 nucleotides. The record is from the annotation of a GenBank genome assembly. NCBI's taxonomy places the organism in Eukaryota, Fungi, Ascomycota, Saccharomycetes, Saccharomycetales, Saccharomycetaceae.
AUGUCGGGGGGUCGUGAGCAGCAGCAAGGUUAUUACAACCAGUACUAUCAGAACUUUCAGCAAAAGCAAGGUGGCAAUCAACCGUAUUUUCAGCCAUACAAUGCUCAACAGGCAGGCAGCUUCCAACCAGGAGGGGAGAUGAGCACUCAAGGUCAUCAACCUCAGACGUAUGGCAACCUCGGAUAUCAGAACUACAGCCAAGGCGAUGAUGUCUCCAAAGGUAACAACUACUACAACAAUGGGUAUAAUCAAGGCUAUGACGCCUAUCAAGGUUAUGGCUCGAACUAUCAAGGUUAUGGGCAAAAUUACGGUGGUGCUCAGGCCCCACAAGGCUUUCAGGCUUAUGAUCAGGGCGCACAGCAGUCCCAAGGUAUGACCUUGCAAGAUUUUCAAAAUAAACAGAGCAAUGCGGCCCAGCCAAAGGCUGCAGCAAAACCUAAAAAGACUCUAAAACUUGCGUCCUCUUCUGGAAUAAAGUUAGUCGGUGCGACUAAGAAGCCAGAAGCUUUGGGGAAGAAAGAAGCAGGGAAAGAUGAUGCCAAGGAUGAAGCAGAGGUUUCUAAUAAGAAAGACGUUGAACCAGAUAGCGAGGAAAUCUCUCAGAAAGAAAGUAACCCUCUUCCAAAAGUUGACCAGUUGAAAAUAAGUGAAGACGCUCCAAAGAAGGCAAAGGACACACCACUACAAGGUCAAACCAAUUCGUCUGAUGCCAUCAUUAAAGAACAAGAAGACGAGGUAGAUGAAGAAAUUGUGCAAGACAUGUUCGGUGGUAAAGAUCAUGUUUCUAUAAUUUUCAUGGGACACGUUGACGCCGGGAAGUCUACCAUGGGUGGUAAUUUGCUAUAUCUUUCAGGUUCUGUCGACAAAAGAACAAUCGAAAAGUACGAGAGGGAAGCUAAAGAUGCUGGGCGGCAAGGUUGGUAUCUAUCCUGGGUUAUGGACACCAAUAAAGAGGAACGUAACGAUGGUAAGACUAUCGAGGUUGGAAGGGCUUACUUCGAAACUGAGAAAAGGCGCUAUACCAUUUUGGACGCCCCUGGCCACAAAAUGUAUGUUUCUGAAAUGAUAGGCGGAGCCAGUCAGGCCGACGUUGGUAUCCUUGUGAUUUCUGCCAGAAAAGGUGAAUAUGAAACCGGUUUUGAAAAGGGUGGACAGACUAGAGAGCAUGCUCUUCUGGCGAAAACUCAAGGUGUGAACAAGAUGAUAGUCGUUGUGAACAAAAUGGAUGAUCCAACCGUAAACUGGGAUAAAGAACGUUACGAUCUUUGUGUGAAGAACUUAUCCGCUUUUUUGAAGGCCAUUGGAUAUAACGUCAAGCAGGACGUCGUAUUCAUGCCAGUCUCGGGUUACACGGGUGCCGGACUGAAAGAACAUGUGAGUGCAAAGGACUGCCCUUGGUACCAGGGUCCUUCUUUGUUGGAAUAUCUGGAUGGAAUGAACCACGUCGACCGUCAUAUAAACGCUCCAUUCAUGUUGCCCAUCGCUUCAAAGAUGAAAGAUCUCGGGACCGUAGUAGAGGGCAAAAUCGAAUCAGGUCACAUCAAGAAGGGGGGCAGCACCCUCCUCAUGCCAAACAGAAUCCCUGUUGAGAUCACGACCAUCUAUAAUGAGACCGAGAAUGAGGUUGAUGUGGCCAUUUGCGGUGAACAAGUGAGAUUACGCUUGAAGGGUGUUGAGGAGGAAGACAUUAUGCCGGGCUUUGUACUAACUUCUCCAAAAAAUCCAGUUAGAAAUAUCACGAGAUUCGUUGCCCAAAUCGCAAUCGUUGAGCUUAAAUCUAUCAUUUCUGCUGGCUUUUCUUGUGUUAUGCAUGUUCACACAGCGAUCGAAGAAGUUACUAUCAAGCGUUUAUUGCACAAACUAGAGAAAGGAACGAACAGAAAAUCUAAGAAGCCCCCUGCUUUUGCCAAGAAGGGCAUGAAAAUCAUUGCUGUCAUCGAGACUGAAGAACCAAUAUGUGCUGAGACAUAUGAUGAUUAUCCUCAACUUGGAAGAUUCACGUUGAGAGACCAAGGAACGACCAUUGCUAUUGGAAAAAUCGUCAAGCUAUUGGAUUGA